AUGCCGCUUAGUCAUUUUGGAUGUUCUGACCGUCUCAAUUGGCAUUAUACUCAGGAUGGGAUAUAUUCGGUGAAGUCUGGAUAUUUGGUUGCCCAAGAAAUGAACAUGAAUGGGGAGCUCGGGCGUAGGGGUCAAUCAAGCUGCGAUGCCACUAAGGAUACAAUUUGGGGGUUCCCCCUAAGUUACGCCAUUUUAUCUGGAAGGGGUGUAAAUGUCCUAGUAGUUCAGAAUAUUUUAAGGAGACGGGGGAUUCGAUUAGAGACUUACUGUCCUUUAUGUGAGGACGAGGACGAAACACAAGUGCAUUUAUUUUUCAGGUGUCCGUUCGCACGUGUGUUUUGGUUCAGCUCCCGGCUGCAACUGGACGUGGGGACGGUGGAGGGUGGUGACUUUUUGCAGUGUUGGAAAGGAUUGUGUAAUAAAUAUGGUGGGGAGAAGGAGUCGGACCAGCUUUUGCGGUGGAUAGUAUGUGGACUAUGGAGGAUAUGGAAAUGCCGGAAUAGUGCAGUUUUUGAGAAAGUGGUUUGUGAACCGCGUGUUGCGUUGGACCUUUUGCAUCAGCAAUGGAGGGAGAUAAAGGACAGUAGGUGGGACAAUGAGCAGCACCAUUGCAGACAGCAGGUGGUCGAGGGAGAGACGCAUAGGAGGUGGGUGAAGCCUCCUUUUUGCACUAUUAAGUUUGAUGGCGGAAGCGAAAGCAAUGAGAUUGGCACUGAUGGCUUGUGCGGAAAAGGGAUUCGAGUUUGUUUAGUUGGAGACGGAUUCGAAGGUCUUGGUGGAGAUGCUAAAUGGAGUCUUGGCUCCGGAGGCAGCAAUGGAGGGUAUCCUAUGGGAUAUUCACCAUAUUCGACAACCAUUGAGUUCUGUUGA
This is a messenger RNA of Pyrus x bretschneideri (Chinese white pear), 870 nucleotides long. RefSeq lists its product as uncharacterized. Bases 1 to 870 code for a protein of 289 amino acids. Lineage: Eukaryota; Viridiplantae; Streptophyta; Magnoliopsida; Rosales; Rosaceae. The transcript has 2 exons. The record is from RefSeq and is a predicted model, not a curated record.